Molecule: messenger RNA, 929 nt
Organism: Bolinopsis microptera
Lineage: Eukaryota; Metazoa; Ctenophora; Tentaculata; Lobata; Bolinopsidae
Product: cleavage and polyadenylation specificity factor subunit 5-like
Exons: 3
Coding region: 2-601 (199 amino acids)
Cellular component (GO): mRNA cleavage factor complex
Molecular function (GO): mRNA 3'-UTR AU-rich region binding
Source: RefSeq, a predicted model, not a curated record
GAUGCCAUCAGUAGUUAAUGAGAGAGUUGUUCAGCUAUACCCUUUGUCAAACUACACAUUUGGAACAAAGGAGCCCCAGUAUGAAAAGGAUGCAUCUGUAGCUGCAAGGUUUCAGCGUAUGAGAGAUGAAUACGGAUCAAUUGGAAUGCGUAAGACUGUUGAGGGUGUGCUGCUAGUCCAUGAACACAAUCUGCCUCAUGUCCUUCUCUUGCAGCUGGGGACAUCAUUUUUCAAACUCCCUGGAGCAGAAGUGCUACCAGGUGAAGAUGAAGUGGAAUGCCUAAAGAAGUGUUUAUCAGAUACCCUUGGUCGACAAGGAGACACGAUACACUGGGGAGUUGAUGAGAUGAUUUGUAAUUGGUGGAGACCUAACUACGAGCCUCCCCAAUAUCCUUACAUUCCUCCACACGUCACUAAACCCAAGGAGCACAGGCGUCUCUUCUUAGUCAGGUUACCCGAGCGAGCAAUGUUUGCUGUGCCCAGAAACUACAAGUUGGUAGCGGCGCCACUCUUCGAACUGUACGACAACUCUAACGGAUAUGGCCCCGUUAUUUCCACAUUACCUCAGAACUUGAGUCGGUUUAGCUACGUCUACGCUUGAUGUAACACUAAAGGACUGUUCGAUAAUCACAGAUAGUUUUUUAAGUUGACGAAAGAAAUUUUGAUUGAGCUCAACUGCUUUUUACAUUAUUGAAAGAGCUGUUAUAUUAUUUGUCUGGAAUAUUAUUUGUACCUACCAUUUCUGGAAUUUGCAGGCAAUCGUAUUUAGUAGGGUUCACAUAUAGUAUCAAUAUCCUACAGGGGAGGGGUUUCGAAAUUGAUAAAAAUCUUGCUGAUGUAAUGUGUAAUGAAAUAUGUAAUUGGCUCGAAGCAGUUCUAUUUUCCGUAUUAUUAACUAAAUUUAUUCUUAUUUAUCUUUUAGAGCCGGA